This is a messenger RNA of Scedosporium apiospermum, 726 nucleotides long. RefSeq lists its product as uncharacterized. Bases 1 to 726 code for a protein of 241 amino acids. NCBI's taxonomy places the organism in Eukaryota, Fungi, Ascomycota, Sordariomycetes, Microascales, Microascaceae. The transcript has 3 exons. The record is from RefSeq and is a predicted model, not a curated record.
AUGAUGUCAUUGCACCCGGAACUUGCCACGGUAGGGAGGAAGCUACAUGUCGGUGUUAUUUUGAUGGGAGGACGCGGUGCUAGCACAACUGAAAUUCUCGACGUUGCUCCCGUCGAUAUGAUCUAUUCGUUGAGCAAGAAUUUCAUUGACACGUUCCCGGGCGAUCUCUUUUCCCCUCAUUACAGAGCCCAAGCGCCCGAUAUUGAGGUUCACUGGGUAACCGAGGCGGGAAAGGCGGCUCCUUCUCGCCUGACAAGUAAUAUAACUUUGUUGCCUACGGAUUCCUUUGAGACAUGCCCCCGCCUAGACAUUGUCCUCAUCGGGGCUAACAAUAUGGGUUACACCCCUAACGAAGCUGAGCUGGCUUUCGUACGGAAGAGCUUCGAGGAGUGUGUCGCAUUCCUUACGAUCUGUGGCGGUGUUUUCGUACCCAUGGUGGCAGGCCUCCUCGAGGGAAGGACAGCGACAGGGCCGCGCAUGAUGCUUGGUGAGCUUCGAAAGCUAUCGCCCAAGACGAAUUGGGUUGAAAAGCGGUGGGCGAGAGACGGGAAACUCUGGACGAGCGGCACGCUUCUGAAUGGCACCGACCUUAUGUCCACAUUCUGCCAUGCUGUCUGGGAAGACCUUGGUGACCCCUCUUUAGUCGCGUACCAGGCUCAGCUUGCUUCGUGGCCGAAGAGAGAUGUAGACUACAAAGACGAACCGUGGGAGGUCGACUUGGCAUGA